Messenger RNA from Xenopus tropicalis (tropical clawed frog), 2678 nucleotides. It is a transcript of the gene tmub2, whose product is annotated as transmembrane and ubiquitin-like domain containing 2. Gene Ontology annotation, biological process: ERAD pathway. The coding region runs from base 111 to 1076 and encodes 321 amino acids. Gene Ontology annotation, cellular component: membrane. The transcript is spliced from 3 exons. The record is from RefSeq and is a predicted model, not a curated record. Lineage: Eukaryota; Metazoa; Chordata; Amphibia; Anura; Pipidae.
GUGGUGACGUUUCCCCGGGCGCGUAGUUAGUGACGCAACCUUCCAGAUACGGGUGGGCCCUUGUGAACUCGGGUUUGGGCAAAGAGGGAUCCAGGCGAAGCCGGGCGGAAAUGGGCAUGGAGUCGCCCCCGCCAACCAUGAUAGAGGGUCUCGGAGAUGAGGUAACAGUAGCAGUUGGUCUCUUCAUCCUACUCCUAGCCAUCACCUUGGCAUGGCUUUCAACCUACGUUGCUGAGGGAAGUGACCCCCUUUUAGGAAGCUUAAUCCCAACUGGGCGCAGGGAUCCUCUCCUGGUACUCAGUAAUCCAGUACCUGCCAGUCCUGAACCACAGAGGCCUGCGGAAGCCCAAGCUGAGAAACCAGAAGAAGGAGAGCAGGAUCCUGGUGGAGAGCAGGAAGCUGGCAGUGAAAAUGCUAACCUGGAUCAGAUGCUGGAUAUUCAGGGGGUAUCCAAGCGCAGCCAGGCUGUGCCACCACUGAGAGAGGAGGAUGGCACAGAGCAGGAUGUGACACAGGAAGAUGAUAAAGAAGCGGAAAGCCCUCUUAUUGUGGGUAGAAAGAUAGAACAAGAGGAGGAAAAGCCACUUGCAAAAGAGGGGAUGACUCGGGAGAAGCCUGAAGAAGCACUCAUGACAGUCAGGCUUAAGUUCCUGAAUGAAACAGAGGAGGUGGCUAUGGUCAGGCCAAACGACACCAUUGGGAUGUUAAAAAGCAAAUACUUCCCAGGCCAAGAACAGCAAAUGAAGCUAAUUUUCCAGGGGCAGCUCCUCCACGACUCUUCGCAGACCCUGUGCUCACUUCAUAUCACAGACAACUGCGUUAUCCACUGCCACCGCUCUCAAGCCACCACCCCGACAUCCUCAUCCAGCCCAGAGUCUGGAGGAAGCUCCCAAGAGCAUACUGGCCUCACACCCCCUAUUGGGAACCUGAUGAUCCCUGUUUUUGUGGUCAUGUUAGCAUUAAUCUGGUACUUCAGAAUCAACUACCGCCAGUUCUUCACUGCUCCAGCUACUGUCUCGCUGGUCGGAGUUACUGUAUUUUUCAGUUUUUUGGUCUUCGGCAUGUAUGGACGAUAAGAGACGAAGAAGCAUGAGCUAUAGGGAAGGGACAUGGAUGCUGAAACAUAAGUCUGGUGUAUUGCUCUACUCUAAAAAGAUGGCUCCCCAUUUGUUUGCUGCUUCAGCUAACCAAUAAUUUGGGGGGCUUAAAUAUGCCGUAUCCUAUUGUUCUCUGAGUGGGAUAAUCUUAUUCCCUGAUCUGCCCUUAGCUCCCAGAGAACUUUAGAUGAAUAAAUAUAGAUGGUUUCUCAUUCUCCCUGGCAGGUUUACACGGUAUGGUUUAGCCAAAUAAUGAGACUGUCAGCCUAGCCAGAGCAGGAUUUAAUAAGCAUAUAAGCCAAAGUGACCCCCAUAUUGGCCCUGGCUAAAAGCAGUACGUAUGUGGGUGGGUUAGGGAUUACCAUAUAGUUUAAUAAAAUGAUUGAAGGCCAGCAUCAAUUACCCAACAGCCACCGCAGUGAAUGCCAGAAGUUGGUGGCCUACGCAAUGGUAAGGAAUCCUAUAAUCUAGAUAAUACUGUAUUUUGGUAUUGCUUUGAGAAUAUAAUAUGCCUUAAUUUCAUGGCAAGCAGAUUUAGGGGGGGUUUAUAAAGAGAGUAUAGAUAUCCCUGCGCAAAACUGAGAUGUACAGCACGUUUGUUAUGUUUGAUUGUAGGAGAGCACGUAACCAUGUCUGGGCGCACCAAAGCUGUGGGGGGAGGGAGGUUACAUUGUAUAAUGUGUCCAGUUAUGUGUAAGGUGGACUUCUUCCUUUUUAUACUAAGGGAUCCAUCAGUCACAACCAAAGCUCAGCACUAGUGGUGAGAGAAGCUGCCUGCAUUUUGAUUUGCUGAUAAAUUUGCAAAACCACGGAAAUUUACACUUGUAAUCGAAACAAGAGGAUUGGCUACUGACAGAGAGCAAGGGAACUGCUGUCACUGCUGCCAGGUUACAGGAAAACAUGGAAAUCAGUGUAAGGGAGGGCAGAAACAAGCAAGAAACCAAUCGGACCUGGUCAUACACAGGUUAGGCAGUACCAGGGGAUAUUCUGUGGGGUUGUCACAUGACAGGCUGGUUCAUACACAGACAGGAGUGACUGAUCCAGUAACUUUAAGCAAACAGGUUAACCUUGCUGCAGGGCCAUGCUGCAGUUUUGACACCGGGCGGAACUGACUCCACGGCGAAAUUCUAACACAGUUUUGCGAAAAGUUGCACCAGAGGGGAAACCAAAAAUUCUGCAUAAAACUGCGCCUCCCUACUCUGCACUAGUCCUGGUAUUGCCACCCAGUGAGGCUGCUAGAAUGGAAGAGGUGCCACUUGCUGUAUGUUUGCACAAUAGAAAAGAGACGUUUGCCCAGCAACCUAGAAUAUUUUCCGGUGGGGGCUUUUUGGUGAAACAACUGGAUCUUUAUAUCUUGCAGACUUUUUGACAAGGUUGUAGAAUUGCUGCAUUGUUUGGGCUGAACAUCGUUGCUUAGUUUCCAUGGUUUGAAAAGGACAGGUUUAUCCCAGCCCUCAGGAUGACACUCACUAUCCAAUAGUAUCUGUAUUUCAAAGGGAAUAAGCUUUUACUGUCCUCUAAGGGGGGGAUCUACAGUGUGGGUGUUUAUAACUGAAUAAAGUCAUCUUGCUUCUCAAUGAA